Messenger RNA from Vitis riparia (riverbank grape), 978 nucleotides. RefSeq names its product WAT1-related protein At4g15540-like. The record is from RefSeq and is a predicted model, not a curated record. NCBI's taxonomy places the organism in Eukaryota, Viridiplantae, Streptophyta, Magnoliopsida, Vitales, Vitaceae. The coding region runs from base 1 to 978 and encodes 325 amino acids. Gene Ontology annotation, molecular function: transmembrane transporter activity. The transcript is spliced from 5 exons. Gene Ontology annotation, cellular component: plasma membrane.
AUGGGUGGCUCGCUCAGGAGAUUUUUCCCAAUGGUUCGUACCGCUUGGUGCGGUGAAACGUUCUGCAUCAUGGGGGUGACCAAGGGGUCUCGGUGCGAGAGGACGUUCUGUGGUAUGGGGGUGACCGUAGGGUCAUGGUGCACUCCCCCUGUGGUGGUCAUCGGUGGCUUGGGCCUGUCAGUUUGCUGGGGACCCAGUCUCGCGCGCAUGGCGCCCGACAACUGGGAUCUCCUGUCACGUCGUCUUUUUGACGAGAAGUGGGUGGAGUCUGAGCUUUCUUCACGGGGAGCUCGAGGCAUAGGUGUGUGUGGCUCAUGCGGCCUAGCGCUGCGUGUUUCAGGGAUUGCUCCCGCUGUUCCAGGACUUGAAGAUUUGGAUAUGAGAAGCUCAAGAAGCCAGAUAAAACUCCUAGGCACCCUGAUAUCGAUCUCAGGAGCAUUGAUUGUAACCCUUUACAAGGGCCCUCCUAUUAUUGGUGGUGGUUCAAUGUCCUCCAACAACCAUCUUCUGAAAACUGCAGACAAUUGGGUCAUUGGAGGCCUUUUUUUUGCAGCUGCUUGUCUUUCACUUUCAACAUGGAACACUUGCCAGAGUACAACAGUAUCUCUGAUUGCCGUGAGAGACUCAAAUGCUUGGAAACUAAGGCCUGAUAUUGAACUCAUCUCUAUAAUCUACUCAGCCAUUAUUGGAGGUGUGGUAGCAUUUUUUGUACAAAAUUGGUGCAUAAGGAGGAAAGGGCCUGUUUUUGCGUCAAUGUUCAAACCCUUGGGCAUGGGAAUUGCUGCCAUAAUAGGCUGUUAUGUAGUGGCAUGGCCACAAUACAGAGAAGAGGAAGAGAGUAAAGUCUGUGAAGUUGUCAUGCUGUCUUCAACCUUUGAGAAGGCCCCAAUGUUGGAUGAGCCACAGGGAAGCAUAAGCCAAUUUGAUGGGUUUCACUGUGGAUACAAGGAAUAUAAUUCUGUUUAUUCUGUAACAUAA